Molecule: messenger RNA, 1674 nt
Organism: Dendrobium catenatum
Lineage: Eukaryota; Viridiplantae; Streptophyta; Magnoliopsida; Asparagales; Orchidaceae
Product: putative pentatricopeptide repeat-containing protein At5g59200, chloroplastic
Exons: 1
Coding region: 1-1674 (557 amino acids)
Biological process (GO): RNA modification
Molecular function (GO): RNA binding; protein binding
Source: RefSeq, a predicted model, not a curated record
AUGGCCUCUAUCCUCACCCUUUUUAGAACCUGUACUCUUCAUGUAUCAAAUUAUCCACCACAUUACACUUGUGUUGAUUCAAAUUCAAAUUCCAAUCCGAACCAACUACAACUCCUUGCCAAGAAAUCUUUGGAGAGUCGAGCCUCGUCUCUGCUUCAAUCCUGUUCCUCCUUCUCUCGCUUAACCCAAAUCCAAGCCCACAUCAUCCGCAACUCACUCCAACAAAAUCACUUUCUUGCCUCUAGACUCCUUUCCUCAUGCUUCACACUUGGCUGCUAUUCCUAUGCUUCACGGAUCUUUGGCCAGCUCCUCAGUUCCGAUGCCUUCCUCUUCAAUGCGAUGAUCAAAGGCUUUGCUUCCGCUGGCUUCCACCGUGAGGUCUUGCAUUUCUACUGCAUGAUGCUCGAUUACAGCUACUCCUUCCCAUCCAAUUUCACCUUUCCCUUGGCCCUCAAGGCAUGCUCCAAGCUUGCCUCGAUCGUUGAAGGCAGAGCUCUCCAUGGCCAUGUUUUGAAGCUUGACCAUAGCUCGGACAUUUUCAUCCAGACAGCCCUUGUUGACCUCUAUGGAUCCUGUUGUGAGGCAGAAGAUGCCCGCAAGGUGUUCGACCGUAUGACUAAAAGGGAUGUUGUGGCAUGGAAUGCGAUGGUUUCUGCUUAUGUGAGGUCUGACUCUAUUCUACUCGCAGAGGAGAUGUUUGAGAAAAUGCCUGUUAGGAAUGUGAAUUCAUGGACAACGAUGAUUGGUGGGUUAUUGGACUUAGGGGACUCCAGGCGAGCCUUAACAACCUUUCGCCGUAUGCAACUCCAUGGUGUUAAGGCAGACAAAAUGGCUAUUGUUACCAUCUUAUCUGCAAUUGCUGAUCUUGGAUGCCUCAGUUCCGGCAAAUGGGUUCACAAAUACAUAGAGAGGAAUGUGAUCCAGAUUGAUGUGUUUGUUGGCACAGCACUCAUUGAUAUGUAUUCUAAAUCUGGUAGCAUUAAGGAUGCUAAGCUGGUGUUCCAUGCGAUGAGAUCAAAAAAUACAUCCUGUUACAAUGCCAUGAUCUUUGGGCUGGCAGUACAUGGCUUGGGAGAAGAAGCAAUACGUGUUUUUGAGGAGCUGAGAGGAAGUAAGAUGGAAAUAGAUGAUGUUACCAUGAUAGCUGUUCUCACCGCCUGCAGCCACUCAGGGCUUGUCGAAGAAGGCUUGAGAUACUUCAAAAUGAUGAAGCAAGAGUAUGAUAUUUACCCCAAGAUUAAGCACUAUGGAUGUCUUAUUGAUCUCCUUGGAAGGGCUGGAAGGUUUAUGGAGGCCAAGAAGAUUGUGAAUUCUAUUCAGGUGGACUCAGUGGUGUUAGGAACGUUGGCUUCAGCUUGCAGGAUACAUGGGAAUAUAGAACUUGCUGAUGAACUUUCCACUAGAAUUUCUGAUUUGGAUCCAGAAUAUACUGGAUUGUUGGUCUGGAAAGCCAAUCUUCUUGCUGCUAAGAAUGAGUGGGAAGAGGCUGCAGUGUUUAGGAGAUGGAUGAAAGAAAAAGGAAUUGUGAAAGGGGCUGGCUGUAGUUGGAUUGAGUUCGGGGAUAAGGUCCACUGGUUUGUAGCUGGUGAUUACUCUCACCCUCGUUCAAGUGAGAUAUAUUCAAAACUUGAUGAAUUGCAUAAUGUGAUCAAACUUACUGAAAUGGAAGUCUGA